Haplochromis burtoni (Burton's mouthbrooder) is the source of this 1691-nucleotide messenger RNA. RefSeq names its product alpha-2-macroglobulin. Lineage: Eukaryota; Metazoa; Chordata; Actinopteri; Cichliformes; Cichlidae. Gene Ontology annotation, molecular function: endopeptidase inhibitor activity. The record is from RefSeq and is a predicted model, not a curated record.
AAUCCCAAUAAAAACAGGAUUGGACAGUGGUUAAAUGAAACAUCCAAUAAUAAAAUAUUGCAGCUUUCAUACUCCUUGAACUCUGAGGCCCAUGAAGGAACGUACAAAAUAAUUGUCUCUGUGGGUGAAGAUAAAUUUGUUCACAAAUUCAAGGUGGAAAAGUAUGUUUUACCCAAAUUUGACGUAACAGUAAAUGUAUCUGAAGAAGUGAGUAUUGGCCAGGAAGAAGUUGAUAUUAAAUCAUGUGCAAAGUACACAUUUGGACAGCCUGUUCCAGGAAGUAUUACAGUUACGAUGUGCCGACUUCUUGAACGCUCUAUUUCCUCUGCUAAGAAACACAAGACAGAGGCUCCCUGCCACACAGAGACCAAACGGGCUGAUGGAACAGGCUGUGCAGCUGUUACGUUCAAGAUGUCAACCUUCACCAAAAUUAACAAAAAAUUCCUUAAAGAUAAGCUGAAUGUCAUUGCCAAAAUGGAAGAGGAGGGAACAGGCAUUUCACACAAACAAGAAAUGAAAAUAAGAAUUUCUUUUGUCCUUGGAAAAGCAUCUUUUGUUGAUGUUCCCAAGAUUUGGGAACCAGGAUCAAAUGUGGAGGGAAAAGUUAAAGCAGUUUACUACAAUGAUACACCCAUUUCCAAAGCACCUGUCUACCUGUUUGUGGGAGAACGUUGGUCAGAACGCUUACUAAAAAAUCUAACAACUGACAGCAACGGUGUCGCUGAGUUUUCAUUCAGCACAGAUAACUUUCAUGAGGAUAUUAAACUCCAUGCAGCCCUGACACCAACCCUAUACUUCCAAAGCCAUAGAACUCCUUUUUAUGAUUUAGGAUUUCACACAGUGUAUACAUCCCAACCUCCUUCUCAAGAUGAAAAAACAUUCAGCUCGCUGAAGCUGAAGAUGAAGGAUAAACCCCUUUCCUGCGAUGCAGAAGAAGACAUAUCUAUUCAGUACACUAUAGUGAGGGAAACUGCAGUUUACAUGGAUGUGGUAUAUCUGGUGUUGUCCAGAGGAGCCAUUGUCAUGCAAGGAUUUAAACAGAUUAAAUUUAAAGAUCAGUCAGUGAAUGAGGGUGAGGUGUCCUUUAAAUUGAGAAUUUCUACUGACAUGGCACCAGUCGUCCAGAUUGUAGCAUAUGCUGUACUUUCCAGUACGAAUGUGAUUGCCCACAGCGCUGACUUCUCUACUGAGAAAUGCUUCAGUCACAAGGUGUCAUUGGAGUUCACACCUUCUUCAACUGUCCCAGGAGAAAAAACCAACAUGGAGGUGACGGCGCUUCCACACUCUUUGUGUGGUUUAAGUGCCAUUGACAAGAGUGUCCUCAUCAAAGAGCCUGAGAAUAUCCUGCAUGCAGAUAAGAUAUUUAACUUGCUGCCUGUCAUGAAAGCAUCUUAUUUCCCAUAUCGGCUACGAGAACCAAGAAAAUGCUUGAAAGUGAGAACAAGAAGAUAUUGUUCACCUAAAGGAGAUAAUGAAGCCUACAUUGCUUUUCAGAGAGUAGGAUUAAAGGUGGCAACAAACCUGCUGCUCGAAAUUCCUUCAUGUCUGAGUUUCAUGGGAAGAGAAUACCAGUUCAUGCCCUUAGCGGGUUCAAGUUACUCUGGAGGAUCUUUAGGUCCAUCAGAAGGGCCGAUGAAAACUGUCCGUGCUUUCUUCCCCGAGACUUGGAUUUGGGACCUGGUGGAAGUUGG